AUGGGUGCUACAGAUUACUCAACCUUUCUUUUUCUGAAAAUCCGCACAUCGAUCAGAACAAAGUCCCUUCAUCUACGCUUCUUAAGUUGCUCGCUCUAUGAUAUUGCUAUGUCUCCGGUUUUGCUGACGUCUACAAGACAUUCGGUGCUCAUCGUUAUACAUAGAUUAAGUGUCCAGUGUGACUGUAAACGUUUCUUAGGUUGUGCAGCAUUUCUAGUUUUUAUUUUUGUUGGAGCGAUUGUUCUUAUGCUCUUGAAUGACAGUACCCGUGGACCUACGCGUUACACACUACGUGUUUUACAUUAUUGUGCAAAGAGUGGUGUUAUUCAAACUGUUGUUGUGCUUGUGGAUGAAGGAAAGAUGGGUGAGGGGGACGGCAUUGGGAAACGAGUCUUCGGUUGGCUGCCAUGGUCGGGCUCAUCAUCGACGGACGAUGCGGCACUGACAGCGACAAAAGACAUCACGACAACAUCUAUUUCUUCAUCACCUGAAGGUACCAAUUUAGCCGCCGCGAUGCCGCCGAUGAAGAGUAGCUCAUCGUCUUUGUUGGCCACCGUAUCAUGUGCAUCCUCGUCAACUCCAACUGCAGCAGAAAAGAGCAACAACAUCUCGAUGGCGUCUAGCACCCAAGCUACUAGCUCCUCUUCCAACUCAUCAUCUGGUAGCUCAUCCUCGUCUAGUAGCGUGGACCACGAGGCUUAUCUUGAGGAUGUCUCAAAAUGUUAUCCACAGAAGAACGAAUACGAACGAUGUUUUCAUAUGUGGUAUACCCAUUCCUUCCUGAAGGGAGACACAACGGACGUGUGUCAAGGAUACUGGAGUACAUACCAAGACUGCAUUCGAAAACCAUUAGAGAAAUACGACUUGAGUCGGCUGGCGGAUUUUGAUACGCCAGUUUUGGCAACAAAGAGGGGAAGUACAACUGCAACAAGGACAACAUCCUCUGAUUCAAAAAUAAAUGAGAUGCAGAAGACGUGAGAUGAAUUCACCUCUCAAUUACAUGCAGCUCUACUAAUCAUCCAAACUAAAGCUGUUCUUUGAUGUCCUUGUACUUGUAGUGAUUCGUGAAUUUUGUUUCGAGCUGACGGUG
Amoebophrya sp. A25 is the source of this 1090-nucleotide messenger RNA. Lineage: Eukaryota; Dinophyceae; Syndiniales; Amoebophryaceae. The record is from the annotation of a GenBank genome assembly.